Diabrotica virgifera virgifera (western corn rootworm) is the source of this 914-nucleotide messenger RNA. Its product is annotated as ribosomal RNA-processing protein 7 homolog A. Gene Ontology annotation, cellular component: UTP-C complex; CURI complex. Gene Ontology annotation, molecular function: RNA binding. Gene Ontology annotation, biological process: rRNA processing; ribosomal small subunit assembly. The record is from RefSeq and is a predicted model, not a curated record. Lineage: Eukaryota; Metazoa; Arthropoda; Insecta; Coleoptera; Chrysomelidae. Bases 117 to 851 code for a protein of 244 amino acids. The transcript is spliced from 3 exons.
GAACAUGUGUCAAAGUGUCAGUUUGGUAAAUAAAUGAACAUAACCAUGUUGAAAUGUGAAAUCUAUUAAAAUUAUAUAUCUAAUUUUCUAAAAACUUGUCAACAGUAUAUAGUACAAUGUCUUCAGAUAUAAGUACUUUUACAGUUUUACCAUUGGUAUUUUCUACGGAGUGCACAAGCAGUCAUGAUGUAUACAUAAAAGAACACUCCGUUAGAGCUGUUAGCGAAGACAAACCUCCUGGCCAGACUCUCUUUAUGUUAAAUGUUCCUCCCACAGCAACAGAAGUAGGUUUAAGGAACGCUUUUUCCAGUGUGGGCAACAUAAGACGAAUAAUUUUCGAAAAGAACACAAAGGAAGAAGGAGAUGGUUUUAAAAGAGCGUAUAUAGUUUUUAACAAAAGAGACCACUUAGUUAGAGCCCUGCAAUUGAAAUCGUUGAAGCCCAUGUCAACUGAUAAUGAACCAAUAGAGACUGGACUUAAUUUGUGGGUUAAAAAUUAUAAUAAUUCUAUCUGUGACCGGGACGUUUUAAGGAAAAAAGUGGAACAAUUUAUGGCCGAUUUUGACAGCCAAGAGAAGAAAGACAAAACAGAAGAAAAUGUGGAUGAUGAAGGAUGGACGGUUGUUACAAAAGGUGGUAGAAAACCGGGACUAUCCAGGAAGGAGAGUUUAGCCAACAAAUUGAAUGAAAAGGUGCAAAAAGGUGCGAAGAAAAAGGAGCUAAAGAAUUUCUACACCUUCCAAAUAAGGGAAUCGAAGAAAGAGCAGAUUGCACUCAUGAGAAAGAGUUUUGAAAAGGACAAGGAAAAAGUUGCACUCAUGAAACAAGGGAGAAAGUUUAAGCCUUAUUAAAAUUUUAUUACAUUGACUGUGUAUUUUGGGAUAAAUAAAUUUAUAUUUGUACAUACUAAAAAA